CUUGCGCGCGGGGGUGUUUGGGCACAGCAAUUUCAUCUAAAAGGGACGAAAAAAGCUCCUUUCGAUCCUUUCGCAAUGAUUUUUAUUGCAUUUCUUUUCCUAGCUGCUGCAGGCACCUGCUCGGCCGUGAGAAUCACCGAGUUGCGCGUCCCGGCGACGCAUGUGGUUGACGGAGACCCACUGGUGCUGGAUUGUGUGUACGAUCUUGCGCCUGAGGAGUCAAAAUUGGUGGUUAAGUGGCUACUCAAUGAUCAGCCCGUGUACCAAUGGAUCCCCGGGUCGCGACCCUACCCGCUCAGUGUGAUGCGCAAUCGGGUGGAUGAGAAGCACGUUGCCAGCUCAGAGCCACAGAAAGCACAUCGUGCAAUGGUUAUUGCUGAACCAACGUGGAAUAUGACAGGAGAGUACACAUGUGUCGUUGAUACGUUCCAGUCGCGCUCAAUUAAAUCCGCCAUGCUGCAGAUUAUUGUCCCACCGGAGGAAUUCAGCGUUAAGGAGAAGAAGGAGCGCGAAACGGAAUCUGAGGAAGAAGCUGAAGUCACUUGCGAAGCAGAUGAUGCCUAUCCUGAACCACAGUUGUCGCUUCAAUUUAGGAAUGCUGAAACAAUUAGGAGAACUUAUGGGAAUGUUAAACGCACAGAUGAGGGCUUGUAUGAUGUUUCAGUUGUUGGAAAAAUUUCCCGGAUGAAGCUGUCUUCUGCAACACCCGUUGAUUGUGUCCUGACAAUGCCCGGCUCAUCGUACACCCUCAAAAAAGCUACCCUUAUUCAAGCAGGACAAACAACAACAACACCGAGCUUUGAUGACUUCGAUGCUGACUUCAGAGAAGCAAAUUACGACGACAGGAGUUUCUCAUCUUCAUCCAGCAGUAGUCUUCAAAUCUUUAACAUUUUCAUUUUUAUUCUCUGCAUGUAUUUGUCAUUAUAAAGCAAUAAAUAGCAAAAUAAAUAUUUUUAAAACUUC
This is a messenger RNA of Lutzomyia longipalpis, 963 nucleotides long. RefSeq lists its product as uncharacterized. The record is from RefSeq and is a predicted model, not a curated record. The coding region runs from base 76 to 927 and encodes 283 amino acids. The transcript is spliced from 3 exons. Lineage: Eukaryota; Metazoa; Arthropoda; Insecta; Diptera; Psychodidae.